Molecule: messenger RNA, 2082 nt
Organism: Parus major (Great Tit)
Lineage: Eukaryota; Metazoa; Chordata; Aves; Passeriformes; Paridae
Gene: ENOPH1
Product: enolase-phosphatase 1
Exons: 6
Coding region: 167-1108 (313 amino acids)
Molecular function (GO): acireductone synthase activity; magnesium ion binding
Source: RefSeq, a predicted model, not a curated record
GCAUCGCCGCUCCUGUCGUGACCCCCCCAGCCCUGGCGUCGCGGGGGGCUCCCGUAGCAUCGCCGUUCGUACCGUGACCUCCCCGGCCCUGGCAGCUCGCCUCAAGAUAGGCCGAGGUGCCGCGGGGAGCGAAAGCCGUGACCCGUUUUCUGCGUUUUUCCGAAUAAUGCUCAGGAGAAAAUACGCCUUGUCUUGCCGAUCGGCCGCCCCUCUGGUGGGCUGGGGAGCAGGUCUUUACCGCGGAGAUUCGGGCAGGUCAGGGAUUUUUUUCAUGGAUAUAAGGCAGCUGGAGUGCUCGCAGCAGCCUCAUCCGGGAAAAGCCCUCGAGCAUCGCUGUUCCUUUGAUGGCUGGAGCUGCGGCACCGCACCCGGGUCUGCAGAGAGCCUCAAGUGCCAUCUCUUUGAAGAGACCUUGUUCCCUUACAUCAAAGACAACGUGAAGGAGUAUCUGCGUGCUCACUGGGAGGAGGAGGAGUGCCAGCGGGAUGUCGGACUUCUGAGGAAACAGGCUCAGGAGGACUCCAGCCUGGACGGGGCCGUGCCGAUCCCUUUGGAGAGCGGCAGCGGGGAGGAGGAGCUGGAGCGCGUCAUCCAGGCGGUUGUAGACAACGUGCACUGGCAGAUGUCCCUGGACAGGAAGACCACGGCACUGAAGCAGCUGCAGGGCCACAUGUGGAGGGCAGCCUAUGCCACCGGGCACGUCAAAGGAGAAAUCUUCGAGGACGUUGUUCCAGCCAUCCGGAAGUGGCGGGAAGCAGGGAUGAAGGUCUAUAUCUACUCUUCAGGCAGCGUCGAAGCCCAGAAGCUUCUGUUUGGAUACUCUACAGAAGGUGAUAUCCUAGAGCUCUUUGAUGGCCACUUUGAUACCAAAAUAGGCCCCAAGGUAGAAAGUGAGAGCUACAGGAGGAUUGCUGCCAGUAUUGGGUGCGCCACCAAUAACAUCCUCUUCCUGACAGAUGUCCCUCGAGAAGCCAAUGCAGCUGAGGAGGCGGACACUCACGUGGCUGUGGUGAUCAGACCAGGCAACGCAGGACUGACAGACGAUGAGAAAUCCUAUUACAGCCUCAUCUCAUCUUUCACUGAACUUUUCUUGCCUUCCUCCACUUAGGGAAAGCGGUGCACGCACAAAAGACUGUGCUUCACCUAAUUGUCCUUGUGAAAUGUUAGGUAAUUUUGUCCAUAAUCAGAAUUUCAAACCAAAUCCACAUUAUGUCUUGGGCCUCAUGCAGGCAGGUAUGGAUGGAGAGUGUGGUGUGGGGUCCCUUGUGUAGUAGGACAGAGGCCUGCUGCCAGCUGGAGCUGGGAACAGGGCAGAGAGCAGCAUCCAUGAGCCCUGCUGUUCCUUCCCUUUCCUGGCUAGCAGUUAGCUAAGGGAAUGCUUCCUUCAGACUCAUCCUCUGAAAUCUGAUGCUGAGAGGCCCAACUGUGAGCUCUGUCAUUUUUAGAAGCAGUCUGCAAACAAGGUUUAUGUCCCCUUGUCCCAGAGGGAGUGCUGGGGACCAAGGAGGGAUAUGUGAGCUUCUACCUGCAGAUAGGAUUUCUGGCUAAGUCAAAAAUAUUCACAGUUAGGAUUCUCAAAGGAAAAUGCCAGUUGUGGGCUAUAAUACAGUAGGUUUGGGCUGCCACAGAAAGAGCCAGGCACUUUAGACAAGGACCAAUGUGUACCUUGGCUGUGUCUGCAGCAGCUCUAGGUACCAAACAGUACAACUUGCAUAUGGAAGCUGCUUAGAGCUCCACAGCCAGCCUAACACAGAAUGAACUAGAGUAUAUAUAAAUACAGCUUUAAAAAUUAAAAUGUGGACACACUUCACUGCUGCAUCACGGUGCUGGGCUGUGGGAUACAACUUGACAGCAUUUCUGAAGUAUCUCAGCACUGACCCAUGGAGCUCCUCCUCCAGCCAACAUCACCCAGUCACAUGUUCAUAGCACUGGUUAGCUGUGAGCAAACCUUGACAAACUGCUCCUGAUGGCAGACAUCCUGCUGCAUCUGAUGAGAAUUAACCCCCUGACCUUUCCACCUUACCUAAAUUAUGCUAAUGUAGUAAAUAAAACCACAACUUUGCUUUCAUUGUAUUCACUCCA